Molecule: messenger RNA, 498 nt
Organism: Uranotaenia lowii
Lineage: Eukaryota; Metazoa; Arthropoda; Insecta; Diptera; Culicidae
Exons: 1
Coding region: 1-498 (165 amino acids)
Source: RefSeq, a predicted model, not a curated record
AUGUCCAAUUUUCUCAUUAGGAAGCUGGCGAACGAACUCGCCACCCGUCAAAGCCCCGUGGACAUCGCAGUUGCUGGAAUUGGAGAGUCAGUGAAGCGCAUCAAACACAAUUUAGCUACCAAGAUCGUAUCCAGGAACAGCAACUUCUCCACCAUACUCGAUUUCCUCGGCAUGAAGAAGCCAACAUCCCAUCUUCCCACAUCACUGAUCGAUACAACUGCCUGGAAAAUGCCAAAGGUUCCAUUGGCAGAUCCUCAGUUCAACGUACCAGCAACAAUCUACAUGAUCAUCGGUGGAGAAUGUUACCAUGAGUUCCACACAGGUGUACGCCAUUCCCUUGGUAACGGUUUACCGAUUUUGGUGGACACCCUCCUUUUCUGGACAGCUUCCGGUAAAGUGGAUUCCAGCUCCACCACCGCACUGCAAGCGUGCUUCCUCUCCACCGUUGAUCAAACCCGAGAAACGAUCCCUGGAACCCGAGAACGACCAUCGAUUUAA